Messenger RNA from Durio zibethinus, 1926 nucleotides. Its product is annotated as putative UDP-3-O-acyl-N-acetylglucosamine deacetylase 1, mitochondrial. Gene Ontology annotation, biological process: lipid A biosynthetic process. Gene Ontology annotation, molecular function: UDP-3-O-acyl-N-acetylglucosamine deacetylase activity. NCBI's taxonomy places the organism in Eukaryota, Viridiplantae, Streptophyta, Magnoliopsida, Malvales, Malvaceae. The record is from RefSeq and is a predicted model, not a curated record.
UGCUGAUGAGAGAAGCAAUCCUCCUUCUAGGGCUGGGCUCAGAUCUCUUUUGAGGCACAGUGUCUUUCAACUAAGCGCUGAGCCCCUGCGAUGAUAAGGUCAAGCGGCGUAACUGAAGCUUCUUGCGCCUAAUUCAAUUGAGCUGCUAGGCUUCCUUACCUAAGCCCUGACUCGAAAAACCGGUGGACACUAGGCGACAUCUAAAUCCCUCCAACUGCGAGGAAAAGUAAAACCCAAAAACGAUCUCUUUUGUCGGUUGUUUGUAAAUUUAAGUGUAACCUCGCACCAUUCCGCCGCGGAAAAUGUGCCUCUCCGCCGCCUUUAACUCCCUCAAGUCCUCUAAUCUCAUCUCAUGGAAAGCGACAGGUAAGCUUCAACAAACUCUAGAGGGAUGCAUAGAGCUGACGGGAAAAGCACUUCACUCUGGGAAGGUUUCGACGGUAAAGAUAUGGCCGGGAUUCGCGGGGGAAGGAAGGUACUUUGAGUUUCAAUCGAAAUUAAUUCCUGCAUCCAUCGAUUUUGUUCAAGAAUCGCUGCUGUGUACCACGCUUUGCAAAGACGGAUACAAGAUUCGGACCGUUGAGCAUUUGCUUUCGGCUUUGGAAGCUAAAGGCGUCGAUAAUUGUAGAAUUGAGAUUCAAAGUUUCGAUUCCAAGGAUCCUGAGGUUGAGGUUCCUAUUUUUGAUGGGUCAGCAAGUGCAUGGGUAGAGGCAAUAGAACAAGUUGGCAGAAAAGAGGCCUUGGAUCGGUGUGGGAACAAUGCUGAGAAACUGGCACCAUAUUUGAAUGAACCACUGCAUGUUUCGAGGGAUGAUUCUUUUUUGGUUGCAUUCCCUUCUCGAAUGGUUCGCAUAACUUGUGGAAUUGACUUUCCAAAGGUGCCUGCAAUUGGAUGCCAAUGGUUUUCUUCAGCUGCUUUAGAUGACUUCUAUGAAAAGCAAAUAGCUUGUUCAAGAACUUUCUGCAUUUAUGAGGAGGUGGAACGUAUGCGCAAUGCAGGACUCAUUAAAGGGGGCUCACUAGACAAUGCCAUUGUAUGUAGUGCCAGUAAAGGAUGGUUGAACCCACCGCUUCAUUUCCAUGAUGAACCUUGUCGCCACAAGGUCUUAGAUCUUAUAGGUGAUCUUUCCCUCUUUGCACGGUCUGGUAGUCAAGGAUUUCCUGUGGCACAUGUAGUGUCUUUCAAGGGUGGCCAUUCACUACAUGCUGAUUUUGUACGCCGGCUAUCAGGAAUCAUUUAAGCAGCAUAUAAUCAACCUCUUCAGAAUUUCUCUCGUUGCAUAUCAAAGGUUAGAAAUGUGUGGCUUAGACGUCUGCAACACUUUGUUAUGUACAGUGCUGAUGCUAAUGAUCCUUUAAGCAUGUGAAACGGAUGGGAGAAUUUGGAGGGGAAGUUAAUUGAGGAUGGAUUCUGUUAGUAGAGGAAAAAGGUUAAGAAGUGCUCAGUUUCAGGAUCAGGGCUCAUUACAGUUUUGAUGAGUCCUUGCUUUGGAACUGAAACUCAACUCCCGAGUUAUGAUUCCUUUUUUCACUUACAUGUGAAAUGUUAGAAUUUCCGGAAUUGUGGCCUAUCAUUAAUUGAAAUUUUGGCUUAUAAAACAAGUUGAUAGAUUUAGUUUUAAGAGAAACCUCCGGGUCCGCACAAUUAAAUUAAAGUGAUUGGUUUAUUAUGAGUUUUGCGCAUAUUAUUUGGACCAAUGUGGUUAGAUAGUAUCUGUAAGUCUUAACCCGAUAAAAGCCUUGACGAGGCGUUAUUAGGGUUUUAUAUAAAUAUGGUUAAGGUUCUUCAUUUUUAACAUAAGGAUUCUAACCACUGAGAGUCAUUCAAAGGAGGAGAGUGAAAAGGAAGAUUUAAUUUAAUUUUAAUUUAUAAAUUUAUCUUAGCCUUAGGUUGUAAAUCUUAACAGCCUUAACAGGUAUGUUAUA